This is a messenger RNA of Belonocnema kinseyi, 1983 nucleotides long. RefSeq names its product major facilitator superfamily domain-containing protein 12-like. Lineage: Eukaryota; Metazoa; Arthropoda; Insecta; Hymenoptera; Cynipidae. Gene Ontology annotation, molecular function: symporter activity. Gene Ontology annotation, cellular component: membrane. The coding region runs from base 451 to 1611 and encodes 386 amino acids. Gene Ontology annotation, biological process: carbohydrate transport. The record is from RefSeq and is a predicted model, not a curated record. The transcript is spliced from 7 exons.
UGUGCCUCGGCCUGGAGCAGAGAUGGCAUGGAUUUGUUUACCAAUUUUUAAAUUUUGACACUUGUUGAUUUCCGCAAUAUCCGGUUUAAUAAGACUGACAAAGUCCAUAGACAUAAUACUUUGUGUCUCCUUUUUUUCCUUAUCAGUAAAAAGUCUUGGAAAACCUGUGUGACGCGUGUGACUGAUCCAACCAUGUUGUGAUAUGAAAGGAGGAGGGAAAAUAUCGCUAAAGUACUCAUUACGUACCCAUUUGUGUCAACAUAAAUAUAUAUGAAAUAUAAAAGUGGUAUUUUGAAUAUUUUUUAUUUGAACAACAAAGGAAAUAUCAGGGUGAAUAGUUGACAGCUGAAAAGAGAGCACAAAUGCAAAAUCAGAAGUGUCUCUCUUGCGAACCUGAAGUAUUGUAGAAUUGAAAAUAAAAAUUGAUCUAGUCAGAGAAUAAAAUUAACAAUGGAGCCGGAUCGAAAUUCCGUAGAAAGUGACUAUACAGAAGUAAUAAGGAGGCUUUCGCGACCUGUGAAAUUUGCAUAUGGCGUUGGACAUGUGCUCAAUGAUAUUUGUGCCUCUAUGUGGUUCAGCUAUAUUUUGGUGUUUUUCCACCUCGUUCUCGGAUUUAGUCCAUUUAUGGCUGGAAUUAUUUUAUUAAUAGGCCAGGUCGCGGACGCUCUUGCAACUCCAUUUGUCGGCUUUCAUUCCGACCAGACGGACGAUUUUUGGCUCUGUCGAUAUGGAAAAAGAAAAACGUGGCACUUGUUAGGUACGAUUUGCGUUAUUUUUGCAUUUCCAUUUAUAUUUUCCCCCUGUAUUGAAUGUCAACACGCACACAAAUGGUCACAGUUAAUAUACUACGCAGCAUUCGUGGUAGUUUUUCAAUUCGGAUGGGCUUCCGUUCAAAUAUCGCAUUUAUCUUUGAUUCCUGAUCUUACACCCACGGAACAUGAAAGAACGCAACUUACAGCAAUUCGGUACAGUUUUACUGUAUUCGCAAACGUCCUCGUUUACUGUAUUUUCUGGGCUGUACUGCACGUAACGAGCGAAGACGCUUCUAAUAAUCAAAUCGGACCGAGUGAUGUUGGCAAAUUUCAAAAUAUUGUUCUUAUUGGAAUGUCUGUUGGUGUUGUUACCUCGGUAAUAUUUCAUGUAGUCGUUAAGGAAGAACAUUCCGGCGCUGUUACAGUGAAUCCGAGGCCUGGAAAUGCAUUUUACAAUUUUCUGCAAGUGGAAAUAAUUUGUCUUGUUAACAAAAUAUUGUUAAUUGGUAACAUUUUUUUUUCAGGAACUGCGGGAUCAUUUAUGCUUGUCACUAGUCUCGGCAUAACUGCAGAUUACAUUGGCGACUGUUCGGAAGGUGGUGCUUUUGUUUAUGGACUGAUGAGUUUUACGGACAAAUUAGGCAAUGGAUUAGCAGUUAUUAUUAUUCAAUAUUUAAAAUGUACAAACGCUGAGGACUGUCCAAACUAUUACAGAGAUAUCCUCACUUUCGUUUGUGGAGGAGCAGCAAUUGUCGCUAUGAUAACACUAAUUUGUAUCAAACCAUUUCAACGGCAUUCUGCAUACAGAAAUUUCGAUCAACAGCAGCCUCUAGAAGAUCCUACAUCUGUUCAAGCUUGAAUUAAAAUUGGAAAAUGAGGGGAAAAUUUUCAGGGAAUAGAUCGCAAGAAAUAAUGCACAAAAAUGUUUUCUUAUUUGAACCGUAAAUUGUGAAUUAGACUCUUUGCCUACAGUAUUUAGUACUGAAUAAUUUUUAUGAAGCGGGCUUCAUGGAUUAUACAAAAUGCGAUAUUAUUAUUGACGUUUUUUAAAAAAAAAAUUGUUGGAAGAAUUUUUCGCCUAUUUAUGUAAUUCGAUGUUAAUCGGAAGAAAUAAUUUGUAAAAAGACUCGUUAAAGUUAGAGGAGGUCUCGAAUAUUUUUUGUAUUAUAGAGAGACAAAGAGAUGUCAUUAUUUUUUAAGGAAUAUAUUAAAAUAUCUCUCUUGUUCCUAA